AUUUUGGACAGAUUCGGGACAACACAUUUUGGUGAUGUAGUAUCGCACUCCGCAAAACGUUCCCCAGGGACCAUACGGGGUUUUCGCCUUUGCGCCAUCAUGGAGUCCGCGCCCCUGCCGCCGCCGUCGCCGGCGCUGCUCUCCGCCAUGCUAUCCCCAGCCAGCCUGCUCGUCGCGCUGGGCACGCUGCUGCUCACCGCGCUGCUCUCUGCCGCCGUCAACUUCGUCUGGCUCGUCCCGCGCCGAGCCAUGGCGGACCUCGCCGCGCAAGGCGUGCCGGGGCCGCCCUUCCGCCUGUUUUACGGCAUCCUGGUUGACACAUUCCAGUUCCGCAAGCGGCGUGCGGAGGACCCUGCAUUCGCUGCCACCUGCACCUGCACACACGUGCUGGACGAGAUGGUCAGGAGGUACGGCCCUGUGGUGCGCUUCUGCGCCGGCCCUAUGCCGCAUGUGCUUGUCGCCGACCCCUCGGUAUUGCGCGCCAUAUACGUCACCCACAACGACGCCUUCCCCAAGUCGGACCUGUUAAAGAAUUCAUUCCCCCUCCUGGGCAACGGGCUCCUGACAGCGUCGGGGCCACUGUGGGCUGCGCACCGGAGGCGACUCAACCCCGCCUUCAAACACAGCGAGCUCAGUCGCAUGUUCCCAAUCAUGCUCCAGUGCAUCCAAGCUGCUCUUACUUCCUGGGAGAAUCAGGUUCGGGCCGAGCCUGGGAAGGAGGUUCCGAUGGACACUAUGAUUGAGAUUAUGUCUGUUAAAGUGCUUGGCUGGGUUGCCUUUGGUGCUAGGCUGGGUGACGUGGGGGGAGAUGGAGAAGCAGGUGGAGGUGAGGGAGGAAAAGGAGGCAAGUUAGCAGAGGGAGGGAAGGAUGGCAGGAGUCCAGCAAAGCAGCUUCUGGUGGCUUUUCGCGCGUAUUCCGAUGCUGCAUGGUCAAGUGCUCUCAGCCCGUUUUCAAAGAUUCCUGGAUACCGCUCACUCCCCACGUCGCUGAAUCAGCAUCGCGACAGGAAUGAGCGGUUGAUUUGCAGCAUCAUGAUGGGCAUGAUUGCCGCUAGACGGCAACGCCACAAGCAACAACAAACCACUGCUGCUGCUGCUGCUGCUGCUGGUGCUGCUGAUACUAGUGCUGCUGGUACUGCUGUUGGAAAUGCUGCCAGUGGUACGGAAGAUGCUCCCAGGACUACUGACUUGCUGGAGCUGAUGCUGACUGCCACAGAUGAAGAGAAUGAAGCAGCAGGUGGAGCAGCUGCAGCCAAAGCAAGGGGAGGAGGGGGAGGAGGGGGGGGAGGAGGAGAGGUGAAGUCAGCCCCACCCCUUGGUACCAUGUCCGACCAGCAGGUUAUGGAUGAAUGCAUCACCUUCCUUAUAACCAACCACGAAACCACGUCGGCUCUCCUCACCUGGACUGUCCUGCUCCUGUCGCAGCACGACACGUGGCAGCAGCGCGCGCGGGAGGAGGCAAGGCAAGUGCUUGGAGCAGAUGGGGCGGGUCUGACCAUGGAGAAGACGUCAGAGCUGAAGGUCAUUACUAUGGUGCUCAAUGAGGCGCUCAGGCUCUAUCCUCCCGCUCCUAUGGUUAUGCGUCAGUGCAUUGCCCGCACCAAGCUGAGUGAAACGCUUACCAUUCCCGCGGGGUGUGGAGUGUUGGUGCCGGUUGGGGCGAUGCACAGGAGGAAGGAGCUGUGGGGUGACGAUGCAGAUGAGUUCAAACCAGAGAGGUUUGCAAAUGGGAUUAGUCAAGCAGCAACACACCCACUUGCGUUUUUCCCCUUUACUGCCGGCCCCCAUAUAUGCAUUGGCCAGAAAUAUUCAAUGCUGGAGGCGAAGGUGACUAUGUCGCUCCUGCUGCUCAGAUUCUCGUGGCAAGUGGCACCGUCGUACCGCCAUUACCCAGAGCAUAAACCCUCGCUGAAAGCCAAGUACGGCAUGCCAGUGUUCCUCAAGCCUGUUGAUAGCGCGGACGAGUGAGUUGCGAACUUGCUUCUUUUGUUCAAACAAGGCUGUUUGUACCGUCAUCCCCCAGAUGUAAGGACCAGGGCUGGCAUUUAAAAAAGAAGCACCCUAUUG
This is a messenger RNA of Closterium sp. NIES-67, 2067 nucleotides long. Lineage: Eukaryota; Viridiplantae; Streptophyta; Zygnematophyceae; Desmidiales; Closteriaceae. The record is from the annotation of a GenBank genome assembly.